GCAGCGCCGAGCUGCGGCGACGGGACUGGAGACGCGGCGGCCGCGAAGGAGCAGAUAAAUGAACAACCCCAGGAGGCAGCUGCUAUUACCAUCCCCACUUUACAGCCUCCUCUCCCGCGGAGCUUGAAGCUGGGCACCCUGGGGGCCAUGCAGAGGGCUGGGGCAGGGGGCCGGAGGGCCUCUGACUGCGGCCCUGCCCCUCACCGGCCCCGGUGCAUCAGCAAGUUCGCCCAGUAUGUGGGCUCCUUCCCCGUGGACGACCUGGACACCCAGGAGAGUGUGUGGCUCGUGCAACAACAGCUGUGGGCACUGAAGGAUUGUCCCCGACGCCGGGCUGUCAUCCUGAAAUUCAGCCUUCAGGGCCUCAAGAUCUACAGCGGGGAGGGCGAGGUGCUGCUCAUGGCUCACGCUCUGAAGCGUAUCCUCUACUCUACCUGGUGCCCCGCCCACUGCCAGUUUGCCUUCAUGGCCCGAAACCCCCAGAGCCCGGCCAGCAAGCUCUUCUGCCACCUCUUUGUGGGCAGCCAGCCUGGAGAGGUCCAGGUCCCGCACCUGCUGCUCUGCCGUUCCUUCCAGCUCGCUUACCUCUUGCAGCACCCUGAGCAGCGGGCACAGCCCGAGCCCUGCCCGGGGUCUGCAGGGGACAUGCCCCUGAAGCCACCGUCCAGCCCUGGGGGGCCCCCUGGCCUAGUACGGGAACCCUUCGGCCGUGAUCAGCUCUCCCAGAAUGUGCACGCCCUGGUCUCCUUCCGGCGGCUGCCAGCAGAGGGGCCUGUGGGCAGUGGGAAGGAGCUGCCAGAGUCAGAAGGCCGUGGGGGCCCUCGCCAUGCCCGCCUGGGGAAUCCGUACUGCUCGCCCACGCUGGUGCGCAAGAAGGCCAUCCGCAGCAAGGUGAUCCGCUCUGGGGCCUACCGAGGCUGCACCUACGAGACUCAGCUGCAGCUGUCGGCUCGGGAGGCCUUUCCUGCCGCGUGGGAGGCGUGGCCCCGGGGGCCUGGUGGCCCCUCGUGCCUGGUGGAGAGCGAAGGCAGCCUGACGGAGAACAUCUGGGCCUUUGCUGGCAUCUCCAGGCCCAGCGCCCUCGCCCUGCUGCGGAGAGACGUGCUUGGGGCCUUCCUGCUGUGGCCCGAGCCCGGCGCCAGCGGCCAGUGGUGCCUCUCGGUGCGGACACAGUGCGGCGUGGUGCCCCACCAGGUCUUCCGGAACCACCUGGGCCGCUACUGCGUGGAGCACCUGCCUGCCGAGUUUGCCAGCCUGGAGGCCCUGGUGGAGCACCACGCUGGGACCGAGCGCAGCCUCUUCUGCUCCCUCGACAUGGGCCGUCUGAACCCCAGCUACGAAGAGCAGGACUGCAGGCCCGAGGGCAGACCCCCCCGGACACUGCGGCCCCUUGGCCAUGCCAAGUCCGAGGCCGAGCUGCAGGGCCUGGGGUAGGAGGCUCGCCCCCUGGCCCUACCUCACGCUGGCUCCUGGGUCUCAACAGGCCGCCCUGCCCUUCUGCCACCCUGCUGGUCACCAGUUCCAUCCAGUCACUCUGCCCCUUGGACCAGUCUUCCAUCACUUCACUGCCUGU
This is a messenger RNA of Ailuropoda melanoleuca (giant panda), 1573 nucleotides long. RefSeq names its product SH2 domain containing 5 (gene SH2D5). NCBI's taxonomy places the organism in Eukaryota, Metazoa, Chordata, Mammalia, Carnivora, Ursidae. Gene Ontology annotation, cellular component: postsynaptic density. The record is from RefSeq and is a predicted model, not a curated record. The transcript is spliced from 11 exons. Bases 148 to 1434 code for a protein of 428 amino acids.